AUGGCGGCUAGUGAGAAGGAAGAAUCGGGGUUUGAUCGCUUGUCAGAUGACGUUAUUUUGUGCAUAUUCAAAAAUUUAGAUUUAAAAGAUUAUUUCAACCUCAGAAAUGUAAACAAGAGGCUUGCUGGAAUAUGCAUGGACAAAUCACUUAUACGGCACUUAUCUUUUGCUCGCAAUUACUGGCUCACAGCUGAUAAAUUCCAACAAUAUGUGAAACCUGUACAAGACAAAAUCGAAACUUUGAAUCUAAAUUCUUGCUACUGGCUCAGACCGUCAGGGCUAGAUGUAAUUUCCAGCUGUAAAAAUGUGUCGUCAUUGCACCUCAUACAAGUGCGGAUUUCCAUCAAAAACUUAUGCAACAUCAUGUCAAGCUUGUCGUCAUUAACCAGUCUGUCAUUCUCAAUGUCUGACAUUCGAGACUUACAUCCGGAGCUGUCAGCUUCCCCUGGUGCGCAGGAAUGCCUGGCCCGGCUUGUAUCCCUGAGUCUGCACUUCCGACACCAGCUUGUCUACUCAAAUCGCCCUGUGAUAAAUUUUUGCUCUGGACCCACAUUGUUUGAGUACUGUAGAAACUUGGAGGAAUUCCACGUGUAUGGUUUUCCCAGCAAUGCGAGGGGGAUUCCAAAGUAUAUAUUUCAGCCUCAAAUUCUAAAACCUGAAAACUUGAAAAAUAUCAAGGUUAUGACCUUGAAUGAUGCAAUGGAUCCUGCAGCGAGGAUGUUUUUCUAUGGCACUUUGCUAGCUGUGUGUAAAUUAUCUGUGAAAUUUAGGACUUUGCUCCAGCCAUCGGGGAAUGUGGACCAGCUUUGGAGUAUGGAAGGAUAUGCAACAUGCUUGCAGAACAUGGAAGAUCUAGUCAAUUUUGACCCAUCGCGGACAACAUUCCAGAUACCUAGUGAGGUGUUACAUUUUGAGUCAGCUCGUAAUCUGCAGUACUUGAACCUGUCAGACAAUGCUGCUGUGACAUCCAAGACCCUACAUCUCCUCGCUGACACCUGUCCCAAGUUGACUAGCUUAAACCUACAAAACUGCAAUUACAUCUUGCUAGGCCCUGUACAGGCCAAUGCAGAGCAGCGGUGUACGUACAAUGACAUCAGUGGUCUACAGGCUCUCUUGCUGUCCUGUGUGCAGCUGCGCAGCCUCAACAUUAGUGGCAUCCAUAUUCACACGCAGGAUCUGUCAGCCACACCUUUCAGUAGCUUGGCUACUAUCCUCGCCCUCAACACAAAUUGGAAGUGUCUCUCCAUAUCUCCAUGCUGUUUGAGUGUUGAAAAAAGUUCAAAGAAUAGCAAACGAACUUUUUCCUUAUUACCCGAGGGUUACUUGGUCAAGAGACGGAGGAUAGGCUCAGGGGCUGCUUCAAAUCAGAGUUUAGCAGCGACUCAACUCCAAGGCUCAAACUCCCCGUCAACCUCACAAGAUGAUCCAUUAGCAUCUUCUUCAUCACCUCCAUCUUCCUCACCAACAACAGCCAAUCCUGAAGAGUCUGGGUAUGUGCCGGAGCUAGAGAAACUUGUGCGAAGCUGUCCAGACAUGGAGAACUUUGAGCUUAAUUGUUCUGGUUUUAGAUCUGCAUUCAAUAAGUACUUUGGUGUUCACCCUACAACCUGCACCUCCAGCCCCUGCAUGUUUUCCUUGACAGUUGGUGAUGGGGAAUUGCUCUGCAUUGGUCGAUGGAAAUACUUAAGAUCUCUACAACUCACUUCAAUACCUGGGGUAAACCAGGGUCACUCUCUUCUGGCAAUAGCCAAAGGUUGUGUGUCCUUAGAGCAGCUCUCCAUUGCCUGCCUUGGCCAGAUAGCCCAUUGCCUGUACAGGGGAGGUCUCCUCGCUGCUUUCCCUUUCUUCUUACAGCUCAGAGACUUUAGGUUAGAACACCCGUACAUGAAGGUGGAUGAGAUGAUGCUGUCUGCCAUGUCCAAGUGCACCACACUGGAGCGAGUCUGUAUUAUCGCCAAGAAUGGGACCAUGGAUACUGAGGGAGUCAAGGACUUUUUUGAACAGGUCCGGAGUCUGAUCAGCUUUCAGCUGUACACGGGAAGGUCCCUCAGUGUGUGUCGAGGCUUGCAGGCGUACCUUAUGGGCCGAUACAAGAAAAGCCGGCCAGCCAUCAGUGUUUGCAUCUACCCAUUGUUAAAUGGAGGUCUGCAAGAAGCGACGGCACAGCUCCCUGAUCAGCACAUUGAUGAGAUGACCAUUCUCAAGUCCACAGUGUCCAUUCGGCCUCAGGACUGGAGCAUUUUGUGAUAAAAAUCUGUAGGGGCAGAUUCUUGCUUUGUUGUGAUAAACCCAUCGUGCACAGUGCGGUCACAAGUGUGGGGCACCCGUCACACUUUUGUGCCUCUCUUGUAUGUCGGUAGCUGAAAAUGGCCCCGUUGUCAAUGGCCAAAAAAAUGCCCUACUUUCCUUCAGGGAAAACACCAUUACCCACUAAAAUGGGUGUAGUGUAGGUGGUUGGUGUUUUAGUCUAGCAUUAGAGAUACCGGCUUCACAAUUGUAAAACCACUGGUUUAUUUCUUGGUCAGUCAGGGGAAGUAUUGUUCCCUAACAAAAAAUACUUACCUUUUCACCAUGCUUCGGUCAGGUAUUUUGGUGAUUGAGCAAAGGGGAGAUAUGUUAGUGAUAGCACUUCAGCACCUAACAAGCUUUCUCUUUGUAAAUCCCUCAGGGGGCGGAAGUGAUAAUUGGGAAAAAUACAUGCUGGCUGCCAAAGACACAUGACAGUAAACUAUCACAUGUAAUCUUUGCUCCCUGGGUUGUCAUUUUAGUCUGAUCAAGCUGCUCAGUUGGGCCAACAUAGUCUGUGGUCAAAGAGAUAUGUGGGAUUUGCAGUUACUUUUUUAUGUUAUUUAUGAUAAAUACAGGCACUCGCAUAGCUCUACAAAAGCAGAAGAAACAGGCAAAUUUUUCUCAGAGGAAACAGUUUGGGUUGUCGGGCUUCAGUGUUGGUCGUUAUUGUAUCUUGUCACUCCCAAGAUAGCUUGAGGCUGAUAUUUUUUUUUUAUUUCACUUAUAUUAGUGCUUCUAUACUUUUAGUAGAUAAGCCUCUUUUUCUGCAGCUUUUAGUAUUUUUUGGGGGGCCUGUCUUUUAUUAUAGCUUUUGGCUGAGUUGGUCUCUCUUUGUUUUACCUCUGGGUUCAUCUCUGUCUCUUUUGUAGGGUUUGAGAUUUUUUAAAAGGUGAGUCUGUCUCUUUUUCUGCAGCGUUCGGGUGUUUUUGAAUUUAAAAGGUGAAUUGUUUGGCCGUUAAGCCAAGUUGUCCCAAUUGCAAACCUUUCACAGUCUACUCAUACCUUUUGGAGGGAUGAUUAAAGCCAAGAUAAUGAGUAACCAUGAGGUUUUGAAUAUGAAGAGUACAUUUUUGUGUGAUUUAUGACAAUUUGAAGACGAUCUAUAACAUUUAAUCUUGUGUGACUGAAUAAAUGGCUGUGUUUCUCGUUCUCUAUUAUUUAAUUGUGAGAACAGUUUCUUACAUAUUUUGUUAUGGACAGGUAUUUUGACUUUAAUUUGACAGUGUGGUAUGCUUUUCUCAAAAGCUUCAUGUUGGAAAAGUGAAUCACUAUUCCAUGUGCAAUGGGUUUUUUCACAAACGCUGUAUUGAUUUUUACCUACAAUAAUAUAAUCAAAACAGGAAGCAGGAACUGGGAUGAGGUACAUUUUUAUUACUUAUCUUUUUAAUAGCUUUCUGGCUGAAAAGUGGAGUUGCUAUCAUUUUAAAAAAGUUUGCAAUUACUUUCUAUUCUUUUCUCAUGUGUUUAAUAAUAGUAUAGAAAUACUUUUCUAUACAUUUUAGGAUACUUAUUUCCUGCUCAUUCUUAAUCUUAUCACGGGUUUUGUUCUUUUGGUCUGAUAAGCAUUCUGGAAAUACCUAGAUCUGUAGGAAUAGUUUCUCCAAUGUUUUUUUAAAAGUAUCAUUGUGGUCAGCUGCACUAUAUGAUAGCUACUUUUCUCUUUUUCUCUAAUUUUGGUAUCAGUUUGAGAUGUAAAUGAGGAGCAAACAUAGAGACAUCUCAUUUUGUGAUGCCAGCAUCAUUUAGGGAAAAAUUAAUUUGGACUUCACUUCUUGAAUUUUCUUUUUUUAUAUUUUCUUUAUUAAAGUUUACACUCUUUUGGGGUAUGGUGGGGGAGGGGUCAUUCAGCGCGACUGUGUGCUUGAAGAAGGACAUGGAUAUAAUGUACUGCCAAGUUUAGGAAAAACAAACAGCUCUAUUAUACUAUGUUGUGUUCAUGCUCGACUUCUUUACAGGAAACCUAAUUGCCAAUGAAAAAGUUGUGAGUGCAUAAAAGUCUGUGUUGCUUUCAUGGCCAACACCCUCUUCUUUGCUUAUUUGAUGGAUGACCAGUAUCCCUUGUUGGCAUGACGGAGUUAGCUGCUCCUGUUGUGGCAGCUGUUUUAGUCAUAAAUGGACAGCACAAACUCCACCAAUACCCCAUGUGGAUUACCGCACUUUUGGAAUAUUGUUUUGAACUGGUUGAUUUCGCACUUUUGUGUAAGAUAAUUUUUGGAAUCUGCUCUUUUUGGUCAAAUUUGUAAUGCCCAACUCUAAAGAAAAACCCAGUGUAGAUGUAGGCCAUCCAUGGAACAAGCUGACAUAUUCUGUAUAUAGCGGUUAGAUGCUUCAUCAUCGAACUGUGAAGGCCUGAGUUUGAUUCUCAUGUGGGGAGGAGUUUUAUUGAAUGUCUCCAUGUUUCUGCUGAGUUGCUGUCUUUUUGUCCCUGACGGGCAGGGUAAAAGCCAGCCUCUAAAAUGAUUUGAAUUGUGUGAUGGGGUUGAAAAACUCCUAAAUUUUUUAAUCCUCGUAAUGAACAUCUUGAGAGUUCUGGCAUAGGUUGUGUAAUAAAGUGUGAAACUCAAGUCGUGAACACAACACAGUAAUGUACCAGUGCUUUACAUAUAAAGGUUCAAAAUGGAGACAGUCAUGUGGAUUUGGGACCAAGUUUGAUCUAUUUUGCAGCUGAAUGUUUAUUGUAUUCAGGGUAGGUUAAUGACAAUUUCUACUGUAUUUUAGUUUGUGUUAAGGUAUCUAUAUAUUUAUGUAUGUGCAUAUGUGACGACUAAAAUACUGGAUUGUUGGGAUGUCCUACUUUCAAAUAUCUGUGAGGUAUAUUUUUAUAUUAUAUUGGAUGUUUAGAGAUUCUUUGAGGCUCCCAUCUGAGCGAUGUUCUUUCUGGUUAAUUGAUUUUUACAACACUUCCUACAUAAUAUAACUAGUGUACUUGGUAAACGUUACUAUGCUAUAUUCUUCCAUGUGUAUGACAGAGAGUGUCAGAGGAGGGAGGAAAAAAAUAUUGGUCUGCUGGGGAUUGGAAGGCUUGGGUGCUCAGGAUACUAUGUGAGACCAAGCCCCCAGGUGUCAUUUAUUCGAGUCUUCCUUAGCCCAGUCUAAAUAUAUGCCCAGAACAUGAAACUUGUAAAUUUGGUUAUGGUGUGUUGUAUGACUCUCAGGGAAGGAAAGUGCUUCUUUUCUUUACACUAAUGUCUUUUGUUUUUUAUAUUUAAUUGAAGAUUUUCUAUUCUAUUUACAAGCAUUUUUUUUCAACUGUUUUGACAGAAAAGGCUGAUUUGUUAAAAAUUGUUCUUUCCUUCUUCCCUUUCCCACUAUUUUGCAGAGUUUUCUUUUAGAAAAGCUGAAUUCACAUAUCUGUAACCACAGAGAUGGAUGCUGCAAAGGAUCCAGAAAGGUUGAUCUCUUUUCUUCAGUGCACAAUACAUAAUUUACUGUGACUUCCGAGUUUGAUGUGAGCAUUGUUGCCGUAAUUUGGGAUAUCGUCAUUAUGUCAUUUCUGUGAAGUAAAAAGUUUUUUCCUAGACAAUGGAAGUUGGCACAGGAACAAGUCUGUCAAAGUUCUCAGUUUCAUCACUUCAAAUGCCGUUCAUCUAACUUCACCAAAAGCAACACUUUUUUUCAACCUGUUUUUAUCCUGUGAGCAGCAAGCACAACUCAGUUUGCAAAAUUUUCCUUGGUCUGAAGCGUAUAAAAAAAUGAAAUUCCGAGGUAAUUCAAACCUGAGUGUUUUCUUUUCUUUCAGCGCGUGCAAGUAUGGCUGCGACAACGUCGAUUUGUGUGUCUGUUGCUGAAUCUAAUAAAAGUAUUGGGCAGUUUCUGGACUGUAUUUAUAAUGAAUUUGAUGUAGAAGAUGAAAUUUCGAUCCCUGUAAUUGAGGAGAGGAAAAUUAGACAUUUUUGGAAUCAACAAAUUAAAAAAAUGAGUAGCUCCAUUUUUUACAGUCAACACACAUCACUUGUGUAAUCUAUUCUUAUUAUAUUCAUGGGUCUUUUGUGUCUGUACCUUCACAGGUUACCUUUUGAUGAAUGUUUUUCUGACCUGCCCUAGUUUUAUGAAAAUCUUAGAAAAAUGUUCCACUGCCAGAACUUCCUGGUUUCAUUCUAUCUGCCACCUGAAGAGUUAAAAUUUCAACUGCUUUGGAUCUUCCUGUUCAAGAUUCGUACAUUUGGAUGCCUGGAAGCCUAUGGUAUAUCCAAGUGGCAAAUAUGCUCACUUAUUACAAAUCUUUACUGUGAAGUCCGAUUAGGCUUUGCUUCAUGCUUACUGUCUAACCAGUGGCUGUUCAUUAAAAGUUGUACACGGAAAUAAAGGUAAGCUGGAAACUUUCUGCAUUUCAAAAAAAAUCGGAGUGUUUAUAGUAGCGUUAAUCACUAAGGAGAACCAAUAAUUUGUUUCUUCCUUAUCUCAUGUCCAUCCAUUUCUCUCCUCAUUUCUUUCUUAUUUCCUCCAGGGGUUUUUUUCUUCCUGUUUCGUUUUUUUCUCAUGCUGAGUCCUCUGUGGAUGUAGAAAUUUAACCAAUUUUUUUUUUAUCCAUACAUGUUGAAUCCACGCAAGGUAACAGUUCUCACGUUUAAAGGGUGUUUUGGGGUGGUUUUAAAAAAAAUAAAUGACACAUUGUGCAUGAAGUCUGUGUUUCUUGUAAGGUUUGAUUAAUAAUUGUUUGUCAGCGUUCUUUCACGGAAGUGGUUUUUGAAUCUCAUUUUGUUUGGAGUGGCAUCCGGAGGGAUUUUAUGUUAUUAAAUUUCAGGUCAGUUGUGUUAGAUCUGUAGCUUUUUGUUAUCCACAUUUCCCUCUGGGAAUGAUGAAUGUAUGUGCAUGCAAUUAUCUAGCAUCUGCAUUUGUUGCCUUUUUUUUUGUCCAAAAGUUGCCACAAAAAUGCAAAAAAA
Messenger RNA from Aplysia californica (California sea hare), 7172 nucleotides. RefSeq names its product F-box/LRR-repeat protein 18. Gene Ontology annotation, biological process: SCF-dependent proteasomal ubiquitin-dependent protein catabolic process. The record is from RefSeq and is a predicted model, not a curated record. Gene Ontology annotation, cellular component: SCF ubiquitin ligase complex. Gene Ontology annotation, molecular function: protein binding. The coding region runs from base 1 to 2247 and encodes 748 amino acids. The transcript is spliced from 11 exons. NCBI's taxonomy places the organism in Eukaryota, Metazoa, Mollusca, Gastropoda, Aplysiida, Aplysiidae.